ACAAGCACAAAUUUUGCAUAAAACCCAAAACUUUCCUCCUCUUUCAAUCUGCAACAGUAUCUCACACACACGCACACACAGAUUCUUCUUCCAAUUUCCCUCAAUCUCUCUCUUUCUCUCUCGAAUUCGAUCGCAAUCUCAGUCCGAUCGAAUUCCUUCGUCUCUGAUUAACUUCCCUUCUUUCGUCCGUCCAUGGAGAACAACCAAAACGCGGAAUUGCCCUUGCCCAAGCCCAACGCCAACGCCAACGCCAACAAUGGCGAACAGGUCGAAAACCCUAAUUCCGACCGUCCCGAUGAGCAGCAACAGGACUCGGUUGCUGGAUCGUUGGAAAUGGCUGAUCAGUCGUCUCCGCCAGCCGCUUCUGCUCGUCUUUCUUCCAGAACUCCCUUUACUAAUCUUAGCCAAGUCGAUGCCGACCUAGCCCUUGCUCGCACCCUUCAAGAACAGGAAAGGGCAUAUAUGAUGUUACGAUUGAACAAUGAUGGAAGUGAUUAUGGAAGUUGGGAAGCUGGAAGCUAUUUACAUGAUGAUGAGGACGAUUUCAAUGAUUUUCAUGAUGAAACGGAUGCAGACGACGACGGCGAUGAAGAAGAUGAAUAUGAAGGAACUGAUGUCGAGAAUGAUGAAGAUGCAUUUGAUGCGCAUGCUCACCAUGAUGAUGAUGGUGAAGACAACAGCAUCAGUGUUGAAUAUGACCCGGCUGUUUUUUCGAGUGACGAGGCCUAUGCAAGAGCCCUACAGGAUGCUGAAGAGAGAGAGAUGGCUGCUAGGCUCUUAGCUCUUGCUGGAAUAAAUGAUCAUGAAGUUGAGGACUCCGAGCCAGAGGAAAGUGGUGAUAAUUCUCAGGAUGCUUGGGAGGAGGUUGACCCGGAUGAACUUUCAUACGAGGAGUUGCUUGCUUUGGGUGAAGUAGUUGGAACAGAGAGCAGAGGUCUUUCAGCUUCUGGGAUUGCCUCGUUGCCUUCAGUAAACUACAAGACAGGAAGCAGUCAGAGUGGAAGCAAUGAUUCGUGUGUCAUAUGCCGGUUGGACUACGAGGAUGGUGAGACCUUGACAUUACUCUCUUGCAAACAUUCCUAUCAUCCUGAGUGUAUAAAUAACUGGUUGAAAAUAAACAAGGUCUGUCCUGUUUGCAGCACUGAGGUCUCUACAUCUGGAAACAGCUAGUAGGAUUCACAUCUUAUUCUACAAGUGAUAGCACCAAGAAAAGCACUCUUGACUUGGAAGUAAUUCCCUAAUCACCUCUCCCAUCUAUGUUCUUUCAUUCGGUGGAUCCAUCGAACAGGCAAGACCUAUUUCAAGAACAGAAUGUAAGCACUUUUCCAUCUCAACACAGGACGGAGUUCUCCCACUCCAGCGGCUUUUGAAAGUUGGCUGCAGGCUCCACCUUCGAAGGCAACAGGGCCUUCACUACAACCAGGAGUUCCGGUCCAUUCCGUAGCUCUGACAUCCCAACACGCUGAGGGUUCCUCUUCAAAGGCUUACCCUCAACCUCCUAAAGUCCAGAAAGAGCUUUCUUUCCCGCCCUAACCCCCAUUCAUGAGGGGCUUGACUCAAUGGAUCUCUGUGGCCCUUGAAAGAUUUGUUUGCGCUACUAUUCGGCUGCAUGUAUUAUUUUCCACUUCUAUUGAGGCUGAGGUUUUCUCCGCUGUUGGCCCUUUUGCUUGCGUUACUAUUCGGCUGCAUGUAUUAUUUUCUACUUCAGG
Morus notabilis is the source of this 1709-nucleotide messenger RNA. RefSeq names its product E3 ubiquitin ligase BIG BROTHER-related. The transcript has 8 exons. NCBI's taxonomy places the organism in Eukaryota, Viridiplantae, Streptophyta, Magnoliopsida, Rosales, Moraceae. Bases 193 to 1170 code for a protein of 325 amino acids. The record is from RefSeq and is a predicted model, not a curated record.